Torulaspora delbrueckii is the source of this 381-nucleotide messenger RNA. It is a transcript of the gene FYV4, whose product is annotated as mitochondrial 37S ribosomal protein mS41. The transcript has a single exon. The coding region runs from base 1 to 381 and encodes 126 amino acids. NCBI's taxonomy places the organism in Eukaryota, Fungi, Ascomycota, Saccharomycetes, Saccharomycetales, Saccharomycetaceae. The record is from RefSeq and is a predicted model, not a curated record. Gene Ontology annotation, cellular component: mitochondrion.
AUGUUGGGGCGUCGUCUUCUAUCCACAAGCUCUCCGCUGUUGCGUGUCUCUGCUACUGUACACAGAGUGAUUCCAAGUCCUACGAGCCAAAUACCAGAUGUGACUAGCUUCUUAACUAGAAUUGGCAGAAAAUGUGAUGAAGUAGCAGAAUUGUAUGAGAAUAACUGGGAUAAUUUGUUUUUAUGGGAUUCACGAGUUUUGAAGGAGAAGGGAGUCUCAGUGCAGCAGAGAAGGUACAUUCUGCAUCAAGUAGAAAAGUUUAGGAAGAACGAACCAGUUGUAGAGAUCAAGAAGGGCAAGAAAUCGUUCUUUGGUGGUGAGAGAAAUAGAAAGGAGAAUAUCGCCAAGUGGAGGGCCGAGGAAAGGUCAAAGAGUGAUUGA